GCAGGGCCUGGGGGAGAGCUGGGACCCUGCUGGCUCCAGCCUGAGGACUUUGCCUGGCCUCUUUUCUCCGCUGUUGGUGCUCUUGCUCAGUGCUGCCAGGAUGUGUGGCAGUUUCCUGAGGCAGCUGUUGGCUGAAGACAGCAGGCAUUCCACUGCCGUGGGGCACCUCCUACUUCCCGUGCUCCUGGGAUUCCGUCUUGUGCUGCUGGCUGCCAGUGGGACGGGGAUCUAUGGUGAUGAGCAGAGUGAAUUUGUGUGUCACACUCAGCAGGCAGGCUGCAAGGCCGCCUGCUAUGAUGCCUUCCACCCCUUCUCCCCACUGCGCUUCUGGGCCUUUCAGGUCAUCUUGGUGGCUGUGCCCAGCACCCUCUACAUGGGUCUCAUUCUCUAUCAUGUGAUCUGGCGGUGGGAAGAAUCAGGGAAGGUGAAGGAGGAGACCCUGAUCCACCAGGGGGAGAAGAGCAGAGACGCCUCAGGGGCUGGAAGCCCCAGGCUGCUCUGGGCCUAUGUAGCACAGCUGGGGGUGCGGCUGGUCCUUGAGGGAGCAGCCUUGGGGUUGCAGUACCAUCUGUAUGGGUUCAAGAUACCUAGCUCCUUUGCAUGUCGUCGAGAACCUUGCCUUGGCAGUAUAACCUGUUACCUGUCCCGCCCCUUUGAGAAGACCAUCUUCCUAAAGACCAUGUUUGGGGUCAGUGGGCUCUGUCUCUUAUUUACUCUUGUGGAGCUUGUGCUCCUGGGCCUGGGGAAAUGGUGGAGGACCUGGAAGCACAAAUCUCCUUCUAACUACUCUUCAACUUCAGAGAGUACCAAAAAACACAAGGAUCCGACUGAUAACUUCCCAGCGGUGGAAGCCAAAGAGCAGUUCCAAGAAGCAGAGUUAUGAAGCUACCUGACUCACUUCUGAAGGGAACCCUAUGAUUGGAUCUUCUUCCGAACAUCCAGUGAGUGGGGAUUUACUUCUAUGACAAAUUAGAGGCUGUUGAAGCAUCUCUAAGGGCCAUAGUGGCGACGCUGCCUGAAGCAUUUCCCGGGACAACUCUCGCUUAUGCCUUCCUACCAGAACCUUCUGGUGUCAGCCGCACAAUUUUCACGGGCUUGGUUCCAGAGUCAGCCAGCAGAAGCCUCCAUAAAACUGUGCUUCUCCCCUGUCCUGCACAAUAAUACUGCUGCUUUUGGCAUUCCUGUUGCUGAAUACGAUUUCACUGUCAUGGUGACUCUACUUACCCUUCCUCUGUUGUUCCAUGUUCUCUGCUCCCCCCAACUUCAAAGGCCUGUAACCUAUGGAUGUCGCCAGCCCCACAGCAUUUGUCAUAUUCAGAUUGGCCUUCUGCACAUAUAUAACCCAAUGUCCUUGAACAUUCAGAUUUAAUUUAUCCAAACACUCAGCCAUAUCCCUUAGGCAGAUUACUGUGAACUCAGAGGCUUAUGUCGACUUGAGGCCACUGCCAGCUCGGACUUUUGCUCAAUACUUGUUCUCCACUGGACAGAAACUAUCCUCUUGUCUCCAGACCAGCAGCAACUCACAUCCAGAGCCAAAUUUCUACUUUUUAAACUCAUAUCCCUCAUUUCACCCAGAAAAGAUGGUAGAGUUUUGCUGCUGAUUCGGGGUAAAAGGAAGGGAGGUUUAUAUCACAGUGUGAUUUAGCAGAUAAUUUAAAACUAAAUAUCAAGCUUCUCUUUUCUUGAGCCUCUCCAUCCCAUCUGUCUGAGGGUGUUCCAGCCUCUUACCUUCCUGUAGAAACAUCUUCCCCCUCAGAUCUCCCUUGCUCUCAAAUUCUCAAUGACCUGGUUUUGUUUUCUCCUUCUGAACCCAAAAUCAUCCCUGGGCAAAUCAGGAAGGCUCAUUCCUAAGGAAAUACAUUUGGUCCCCCCAAAAAUCAAUAACUAGAAAAUAAUUUUUCUUUCUGCUAUGCAAGUAUUUUAUAAAGAAUCCCUCAUCUACUGUAACCAGAGUCCAGCCAAGUAACCAAGGAUGGAAAAAAACAUGUCAUUUGGAAUUCCCCUGAUAACCUUUUAAAAUAGCUUUAUUAAGAUACAGUUUCAUAUGUCAUAUAAUCCAACCACUUAAAGUUUACAAUUCAAUGGCUUUUAGUGUAGUUACAGAGUUGUGCAUUUAUUAAUACAAUUUUAGGACUUUUUCAUCAACUUGAAAAGAAACCCUACAACUCUUAGUUUUUACCCCCAAACUUCCAUGCUCCUUCCCCCCAAAUAAGCAACCACUGAUAUACUUUCUCUCCAUAUGUAUAUUUAUUUCCUCUUGUAUACAGAUUUUCCUGUUCUGGACCUUUCCUAUAAAUGGAAUCAAUCAUAGAAUAUGUGGUCUUUGUGACUGGCUUCUUUCACUUAGCAUGCUUUUGAAGUGUAUCUGUGUUGUAGCACAUAUCAGUACUUCAUUCCUGUUUAUGGUUUAAUAUGAUUUCAUUGUAUGGCUUACCACACAUUUUGGUCCAUUUUUUGGUUGAUGGACAUCUGAACUGUUUCUACUUGUUGGCUAUUAUGAAUAAUGGUGCUAUGAACAUUCAUAUACUAGUUUUUGUGUGGAUAUACGUCUUCAACUCUCUUGGGUAAAUACCUAGGAGUGGAAUUGCUGGGGCAUAUGGUUACUCAUUUUAAGGAACUACAAAACUGUUAUCCAACAGCAGCUACACCAUUUACAUUCCCAGCAGCGAUGUAUAAAUGGGUUUCAAUUUAUCCACAUCCCCAUCAAUACUUGGUUAUCCUCUUCCUACCUUCUUCCUUUUUCUUUCCUUCCUUCUCUUUUUUUCCUUUCUUUUUAAAAAUUGUAGCCAUCUUAGUGGGGUGAAGUGUUAGCUCAUUGUGGUAUGGUUCACAUUUCCCUAAUGAUGUUAAAUAUCUUUUCAUGUACUUAUUGACUAUUGGUAUAUUUUCUUUAGAGAAAUGUCUACUCAGAUCUUUCGCCCAUUUUUUAAUUGGGUUGUUUGUAUGUUUGUUGUUGAGUUCUUUACAUAUUCUGGAUACUAGGUCCUUAACUAUGAUUCCCAAAUAUUUUCACCCAUUCAGUGGGUUGUCUUUCACUUCACUGAUCAUGUCCUUUGAUGCAAAAAUUUUUAAUUCUUUUAAAGAACUGAAUACAUUCUUGUUUUAUUAUUUUUAAAGAUUUUAUUUAUUCAUGAGAGACGAGAGAGAGAGAGAGAGAGAGAGAGAGAGAGAG
This is a messenger RNA of Canis lupus familiaris (dog), 3172 nucleotides long. It is a transcript of the gene GJC3, whose product is annotated as gap junction protein gamma 3. The transcript is spliced from 3 exons. The coding region runs from base 101 to 883 and encodes 260 amino acids. The record is from RefSeq and is a predicted model, not a curated record. Gene Ontology annotation, biological process: cell communication. Lineage: Eukaryota; Metazoa; Chordata; Mammalia; Carnivora; Canidae. Gene Ontology annotation, cellular component: connexin complex.